AGCUCCCGAGGCGGAGGCGCCUGCGCGUUGGCCGCCUACUGGCUCCGGUCGCUUGUGGUCGGGGCUCGGGACCGGCUGCCAUCUUAGUCGAGGGACUGAAGAGUCGCCGCCGCCCCGUGUCCCGGUAACAUGCAUUUAACAGUGGCCUUCUGGAGACAACGCCUUAACCCAAAGAAGUGACUCGAACGGUGAGAACUUCAGGUCCUUUUCAAAUUCAGUCAAAGUGGAGGAGGUAGUCCUGGAAUAGAAAACUAAGGUGAAAAUCCGCAGACCCAAAUUGGAGUGUAGAAUUGGCUCUGCUUUCUGAUCCUAUUUGUUUCCUAAUGGGUUUGCCGUCCUAUUGGUGGUAUGUCUGACAGUGGAUCACAGCUUGGUUCAAUGGGUAGCCUGACCAUGAAAUCACAACUUCAGAUCACUGUCAUUUCAGCAAAACUUAAAGAAAAUAAAAAGAAUUGGUUUGGACCGAGUCCUUAUGUGGAAGUCACAGUAGAUGGACAGUCAAAGAAGACAGAAAAAUGCAACAAUACAAGUAGUCCCAAAUGGAAGCAACCCCUUACAGUUAUCGUCACCCCUGUGAGUAAAUUACAUUUUCGUGUGUGGAGUCACCAGACGCUGAAAUCUGACGUUUUGUUGGGAACUGCUGCAUUAGAUAUCUAUGAAACAUUAAAGUCAAACAAUAUGAAACUUGAGGAAGUAGUUGUGACUUUACAGCUUGUAGGUGACAAAGAGCCGACAGAGACAAUAGGAGACUUGUCAGUUUGUCUUGAUGGGCUGCAGUUAGAGUCUGAAGUUGUUACCAAUGGUGAAACUACGUGUUCAGAAAGUGCUUCACAGAAUGAUGAUAGCUCCAGACCCAAGGACGAAACAAGAGCAAGCACAAAUGGAUCAGAUGACCCUGAGGACGUAGGGUCUGUUGAAAAUAGGAGGGUCAAUGGGAAUAAUUCUCCAUCACUCUCAAAUGGCGGUUUUAAACCUUCUAGGCCUCCAAGACCAUCACGACCACCUCCACCUACCCCACGUAGACCAGCAUCUGUCAAUGGUUCACCAUCUGCCACUUCUGAAAGUGAUGGAUCUAGCACAGGCUCUCUGCCACUAACGAAUACAAAUUCAAAUACAUCUGAAGGAGCAACGUCUGGAUUAAUAAUUCCUCUUACUAUAUCUGGAGGCUCAGGCCCUAGGCCAUUAAAUCCUGUACCUCAAGCUCCCCUACCACCUGGUUGGGAGCAGAGAGUGGACCAGCAUGGGCGAGUUUACUAUGUAGAUCAUAUUGAAAAAAGAACAACGUGGGAUAGACCAGAACCUCUACCUCCUGGCUGGGAACGGCGGGUUGACAACAUGGGACGUAUUUAUUAUGUUGACCAUUUCACAAGAACAACAACGUGGCAGAGGCCAACAUUGGAAUCCGUCCGGAACUAUGAACAGUGGCAGCUCCAACGUAGUCAACUUCAAGGAGCAAUGCAGCAGUUUAAUCAGAGAUUCAUUUAUGGGAAUCAAGAUUUGUUUGCUACAUCACAAAAUAAAGAAUUUGAUCCCCUUGGUCCCCUGCCACCUGGAUGGGAGAAGAGAACGGACAGCAAUGGUAGAGUAUAUUUUGUCAACCACAAUACUCGUAUUACACAAUGGGAAGAUCCCAGAAGUCAAGGUCAACUAAAUGAAAAGCCCUUACCUGAAGGCUGGGAAAUGAGAUUCACAGUGGAUGGAAUUCCAUAUUUUGUGGACCACAAUAGAAGAACAACCACCUAUAUAGAUCCCCGCACUGGAAAAUCUGCCCUAGACAAUGGACCCCAGAUAGCCUAUGUACGAGACUUCAAGGCAAAGGUUCAGUAUUUCCGGUUCUGGUGUCAGCAACUGACCAUGCCACAGCACAUAAAGAUUACAGUGACAAGAAAAACAUUGUUUGAGGAUUCCUUUCAGCAGAUAAUGAGCUUCAGUCCCCAAGAUCUGCGAAGACGUUUGUGGGUGAUUUUUCCAGGAGAAGAAGGUUUAGAUUAUGGAGGUGUAGCAAGAGAAUGGUUCUUUCUUUUGUCACAUGAGGUGUUGAACCCAAUGUAUUGCCUGUUUGAAUAUGCAGGGAAGGAUAACUACUGCUUGCAGAUAAACCCAGCUUCUUACAUCAAUCCAGAUCACCUGAAAUAUUUUCGUUUUAUUGGCAGGUUUAUUGCCAUGGCUCUGUUCCAUGGGAAAUUCAUUGACACAGGUUUUUCUUUGCCAUUCUAUAAGCGUAUCUUGAACAAACCAGUUGGACUAAAGGAUUUAGAAUCUAUUGAUCCAGAAUUUUACAAUUCUCUCAUCUGGGUUAAAGAAAACAAUAUUGAGGAAUGUGGUUUGGAAAUGUACUUCUCUGUUGAUAAAGAAAUUUUAGGUGAAAUCAAGAGUCAUGAUUUGAAACCCAAUGGCGGCAAUAUUCUUGUAACAGAAGAAAAUAAAGAGGAAUAUAUCAGAAUGGUAGCUGAAUGGAGGUUGUCUCGAGGUGUUGAAGAACAGACACAAGCUUUUUUUGAGGGCUUUAAUGAAAUUCUUCCCCAGCAGUAUUUGCAAUACUUUGAUGCAAAGGAAUUAGAGGUCCUAUUAUGUGGAAUGCAAGAGAUUGAUCUGAAUGACUGGCAAAGACAUGCAAUCUACCGUCAUUACACUAGGACAAGCAAGCAAAUCAUGUGGUUUUGGCAGUUUGUUAAAGAAAUCGAUAAUGAGAAGAGAAUGAGACUUCUGCAGUUUGUUACUGGAACCUGCCGAUUGCCCGUUGGAGGAUUUGCUGACCUCAUGGGGAGCAAUGGACCACAGAAAUUCUGCAUUGAAAAAGUUGGGAAAGAAAAUUGGUUACCCAGAAGUCAUACCUGUUUUAACCGCCUGGACCUGCCACCCUACAAGAGCUAUGAGCAACUGAAGGAAAAGCUGUUAUUUGCCAUUGAAGAAACUGAAGGAUUUGGACAAGAGUAACUUCUGAGAACUUACACCACUGAAGGACAAGAACUUAUUUGCAAUGUUUGUCCUUUUCCUUCUCUGCCUAUUGCACAUCUUGUUGUAAACUUGGACUGUGACUGUUUAGAGAGUUAUCUGAGUGUAAGUAAAUUAAUGUUAUCAUUGAGAUUUAUCUUCCAGUGAUUUGGGAUUUCUACUCAGUGUUUCCAGAAAUCAGAUCUGCAAAUGACUAGUCAAAACCUUACUUAACAUGAGAUUUAACAGCAGUGAAAUCUGCCUUGUCUUACUCCACUAGAUUCUUUCCUUAACAACAGUUUUGUAUAUGUGUGUCAAAAGUCUCACCUGGGAGUAAGUUUUUUUCUUUCAGAGAUUCUGCAGAUAUGCAGGGAAGUCCCAUGGUAACUGAAAUAUGCAAGAUCUUCCUAUUAAGCCUCUUGGUAAGAGGUAUUUGUUAAAAGUACAAGCUUAGCAAAGCUUCGGGGGAUGUGAGCGAAUUUCUGGUUUGUGCUCUCCCUCUCAUUUCAGUCUGGCCUGUCGUUUUUCCUUUCCGGAGCAUGAAUCCGUGCAUCAUUUUGAUGUUAUCCCUGCAAAGUGAUGGCAAGACUCUUGUAUCUCUCUACAGAGUAGUUUUAUUAAUUUGAAUUCAGGGAGAAGUUGGUCCCAGCCUGCAAGUGACUUCAUAAGUCUCUUCAUUUGGAAGUUUGAUUGUUUUAAUUGCCUUGCAAAUACUAAACUUUAUAAAUAAUAUUAACACUAUGAUUCCUUCACUGACGUUUAUAAAAGUUAACCUAGAAUUGGAAUGAAUUUAGCUGAAUUCAUCGAAGGCCAUCAUUGACAAUUUCUGUAUGUUCCUAUAUACAAGUUUCAUCUUUAUAAUUUUAGCAUAAUCCAACAAGUUCAGUUAUAUUAUUGUUAAGGAGUUCAAGUUUUAACUAGAUGCUUUCUAGUCCCAAUAGAGGUCAAUGAAACAUCCUCUAAAAUUAUAUUUCCAUUAGGGAGGGAGAGCUAUGGUACUGGCUAAAAACAAAGGAGUAAAACAUUUACUAGCCAUUCAUUUCUAGUAACCACAGAAAUGUAUUCUUUCUGUGAAUUAAAAGUCUUCAAAUUUAUCAUUUCUCAGAAACAUACUGGAGUAGUCACUUCCAUUCUUUACAUUGUGCUGAAUUGGAUGUUCUCUUCACCUCUAAAAAUUUUAACAGACUUUUCCCAUAACGAUUUAAUUUUAGGCUGCUCUGUUAGUAACCAAUUAAUGCACUUUGAACUUCUAUAUAGUUAAUUCUUUUAACUUGGCCUAGCCUAGACUCUGUCAAGAUGGCUGAUGUCAGAGGUUUGACUUUAUGGACAGUGGGAUGAAGCCUAAGCCAUUGGAGUCCUAUCAUAGCUGAACCCUGAGGACAGCCUCAUAACUCGUGAAGCAGGGACUCUGGCAGGUUUCAGUAGCAUAGAAUGAACAGUAGCAUUGAGCCAAAAAUAAGCAGAGAGUAGCAAACCCCUGUUCCAUAUGGAAAGAAAAUGUUUUUUUUGUCCCUAACUACUCUUCCUUUUACACCCUGGAACAACAAUAAAAACAUUUUUAAACUUGUGUAUCUGUAUUCUAAAACACUGCCAUCAUAAAGUAGACUUAUGUGAGUGAAAGGGUUGCCUCAUGUCAGUGUAAAGGGGGAGAUUAGACUCUCCCCAACCCUAUAUAUUUUUUUUAUUCCACAUACUCCAGGAAAAUGUUGUAUGGUCUCUAAAUGCCCUAGUUUUCAAAGUAGGGACUCUCUGCCUUUUUGUUGGUAGGGGAAAAAAGCGCUAUUGCUUUGUCUUACAGAGCGAAUGUCUGCUAACUACCCAUUCAUUAUAUGUCUGAACUUUGGUAAUGGCUAUGGAGAUUAAGCCUUCUGUAAAGACUUCCUAUUGAGGUGAAUUCUCAUAUUGAAAUGUAGUUACCUACAAUAUUUACUAGAGAUUUAUGAGAUUAAAUUAAGAGAUAAUGUAAGAAAGUAGACUUUUUUUGUUCUACAUAAUGCUUGAUGAUUCAUUUAGGGACCUAGAAAUAUUGUGUGAAAAUGUAUAAAUAUCACCCAAAAGGCUUUCUGCCCUAUAUUUUUAAAAUACAGAAUAGUUAUAUUUGAAGUAGCCCUGGCCCUAGUUCUAUAGGGCUUGGCUAUUUAAUAUUUUUAUGGAAGAAACUUUAGUUCUGGGAAAGGUAAAUGCUUGUAUAUAUUUUUGCAGCCUGGGAUCUCCCUUACUCCAUUUCUUCCUUUAAUUUAAGUGGCCACAUGUAUAUGUCUUCCCUGCUGUGUUAGGAAAAUGGGGGCUGGAUAUCCCAAGAAUCAGAGGUUAUAUAAAAAUACUGCAAAUAGACAGCAGACAUAAAUAUCUACCAAAUGCUAUCUUAAAUUUUGGUCCAAACUGAACAUUUGGAAAUAGAUUUAUUGUAAGUGUUUAAUUAGAGUGAUUUCUUAAAUCUGAACUAAAUUGCUUUUAGAAUCCUUUUUCUUUGUAAGCAUUGUAAAUGCUAAUAAAUCCUGUUAAUUUUUUUACUGCAUGUUAUGUUGAAAUAAAAACAAAGUAAAAUGAGCAAUUGCCUUAUUCUUCUGCUCUUUUGGGAGGUUGGGGAAGUCAGCAUUUCACAGCCUGGGUCAGGAGGGAAGGGCCUCACUUGUUUCAUCAGAUAGAGUGGUUUAAAACUGAUCCAGCAGCUUCUAAUAAAGAAUUCCUGCUCUUGCCUUUUAUGAUCUUAUAUCAGAGUGCAGAAGAAUCUAAUUUCAUAAGACUUACAAUAACUCUAUUUAAAAUUCAGAUACUAAUUUUUCAUCAAGAGAUUGACAUACCAAUGUCAAUUCAUCAAAUUUUAGUGAAACAUGACUCACCUGUCCACAGAGGUCUCAUCCUAAAUGAACUAUUUCAGUUAAACCCAUUCCGCCACUUCUUACUUAUCUGGUUAAUAAUCUGAAUUGUUAGCAGGGAUGACUCAUGGAAUUAGACUUCUCUUUUUAUAUCCCUCCUUAUUUUGAAUGUAAUUCCAUCCUUCUAAACUCCUUUAGGUUAACUACUUCUAUUUAAUAUUGUUGGUAUCUCCAGCCCCCCUCAUUUUCUUGUUUUUCUUUUGGAAGUAUUGACAGAAUUAUUUGUAUAUAUGCUAUGCUUUCAUUAACUAAAAAUGGAAUGGCAGCACUGGAUUGUAUAUUACUGUAUUGGAGUUCCUUUGUUUUCUUGAACUGUAAUUUCAAAUACUCAGGUAACUCUACAAGUACCACAGGGAGUCAAGUGCCCUUAUAAAAGUCCUUCAGGGGGCUGCCUCAGUUGCAUUUCCUUAAAAGAUGUAAUGGAAGACUGUUCAUAAUUAAACUUUUUUGGUCCUUCA
Messenger RNA from Equus caballus (horse), 6271 nucleotides. It is a transcript of the gene ITCH, whose product is annotated as itchy E3 ubiquitin protein ligase. Gene Ontology annotation, biological process: proteasome-mediated ubiquitin-dependent protein catabolic process; protein K63-linked ubiquitination; protein K48-linked ubiquitination. The record is from RefSeq and is a predicted model, not a curated record. Gene Ontology annotation, molecular function: protein binding; ubiquitin protein ligase activity. Gene Ontology annotation, cellular component: cytoplasm. Lineage: Eukaryota; Metazoa; Chordata; Mammalia; Perissodactyla; Equidae.